Cucumis melo (muskmelon) is the source of this 1902-nucleotide messenger RNA. RefSeq names its product inactive leucine-rich repeat receptor-like serine/threonine-protein kinase At1g60630. Gene Ontology annotation, cellular component: membrane. The coding region runs from base 1 to 1695 and encodes 564 amino acids. The transcript is spliced from 6 exons. Lineage: Eukaryota; Viridiplantae; Streptophyta; Magnoliopsida; Cucurbitales; Cucurbitaceae. Gene Ontology annotation, biological process: molybdate ion transport; protein phosphorylation. Gene Ontology annotation, molecular function: protein binding; protein kinase activity; ATP binding. The record is from RefSeq and is a predicted model, not a curated record.
AUGUGGACUGUGCUUUGUGAUACUCUUGCUUCAAAACUUAUGGCUCCCGAUUAUACACUUCCAGCAGCUUUGUGCUAUAUAGGUGCGGGAAAUAUCGAUAAAACUGUUGAAAUCUGGUCGAAAAGCUUGUCUACUAGGUGUGAAGGAAAAUCUUAUGUUGAUCUUCUUCAGAAUCCUGAAGUGCUUGACAAAGUAGGAAUAAAGCCUCCUCAUGGAGUUCUUUCGAAAGGACCUCAUGACUGUGGUAAGGCUAUUUUUCUUGGCAAUGGUCUUGUUGCAAUUCUUACUGGGUUGUUUAGGAAUGUACUAGUCGAUAGUCUGUCUCUUGGACCAGUGGCACCUUUUGAUGCUGCAUGCUUUCUUGCCAUUGGUAUGAUCAUUAUUAUGACAUCAUGGACUGAGAACUAUGCGGAUCCAUCGGAGAGAAAGAAUUUGCUCACCCAGUUCAGGGGCGACGAAGAUGUUCACACUGUUGGUACACCUCCUUGGUUGAGGUUUAAUAUUGAGUUAGAGAAGCCAAUCGAUGUGUUGGAGAAGAAGGUUAAUAUUGGUUUAGAGAAGCCAAUAGAUGUCGUUGACAAUGAGGUUGAAAUUGAAGACAGUGGGAAAAAACUUCCCGUCGAGAAAGCGGUUUCAGUUAUCGGCUUCGGCUACGAUCUCUGUAACGAUUUGUCGGGUCUCGUUAAUCUAAAAUCCCUCUAUCUAAGCGACAACAACUUUUCCGGCGAGUUUCCGAGUUCCAUCUCCAAUCUCCACCGCUUGAAGGUCGUCGUUCUUUCCGGUAACAAAAUAUCUGGUCCCAUUCCAGAAACAUUGCUUAAACUCCGGCGUCUCUAUGUUCUACACUUGCAAGACAACCAACUCACCGGCUCCAUCCCUCCUUUCAACCAAACCAGUCUUCGAUUCUUCAAUGUCUCUAACAACCACCUCUCGGGCGACAUCCCAGUAACCCCCACCUUAGCCCGAUUCAAUGUCUCGUCAUUUUCCAGCAACCUAGAACUUUGCGGAGAACAAGUUCAAAACCCUUGUGGAAAUAUUUCCGUUGCGCCAUCAUUAAGUCCCUCUUUUCCACUAAUCCCUGGCUCAAGCUCGUCUUCAAGACGACACAAAUUGGUCAAGAUAAUAGCUGGAAGUGUUGGUGGGUUUGUUGGGUUGUUGUUAAUCAUUCUUUUACUAUGUAUGAUUUGCAAAUGUAGGGAAAGAAAAAGCCUAUCGGAGGUUAGAAACAAAGGAAUUGGAGAGGAGGGGGUGGAGGAAACACCUGGUACUGCCGGAGGUUGCGGUGGUGGUGGCGGAGGAGGUAAUAACGGGGGAAAACAAGGGGGGUUUUCGUGGGAAAGUGAAGGACUAGGGAGUCUAGUGUUCUGCGGAGCAGGGGAUCAGAAAAUGACUUAUAGUUUGGAAGAUUUGUUGAAAGCUUCGGCGGAGACUUUGGGCAGAGGGACCAUUGGAAGCACAUACAAAGCAGUAAUGGAAUCUGGGUAUAUUGUGACAGUGAAGAGGCUGAAGGAUUCAAGGUACCCACGAGCAGAGGAAUUCGGACGGCAGAUGGAGGUUCUUGGGCGGCUCAGACACCCUAAUUUGGUCCCUCUUAGGGCAUAUUUCCAGGCCAAGGAGGAACGCUUGCUCGUAUACGAUUAUUUCCCCAAUGGCAGUCUCUUCUCUCUCAUCCAUGUAGGGAGAGCUGGGGGGUAGAUACCCUGGGCAUAUAGAAAGAGAGGCGUGGGGGACACGCUCUGGUAAAGCUAACCUCGUGUCUUGCGGUAGACUUGGGCAAAAGUUCGAACUUAGAUACACACAUCACGUGGCUUUCCCCUUGCUUACCGUUGCCUCGCUGACCUCCUUUUGCAAGUUUUAAUCCUUCCAUCUUAUGGGGCCUUCGUUUUGUUGACAUGCUUUGUU